Messenger RNA from Pelobates cultripes (western spadefoot toad), 582 nucleotides. Lineage: Eukaryota; Metazoa; Chordata; Amphibia; Anura; Pelobatidae. The record is from the annotation of a GenBank genome assembly.
AUGGCGGAUCACUCCGACGCGACAGUGUCCGACAAGCGCCAGCGACCUCCAGAUGCAGAGGACACCGGGGACCGCGCAAAAGAUCCCAUCACAAUAAUCUUUGACCGCUUCUGGGCCAAAUUAAGGGCAUGCUUACAGCCCGCAGUGCCCUACCAAACAUCACCCAUUAGGGUAAGAGCAAAUGGCGGACGGGAGCAUGGGAGUCCUCCUCAGGGCAACUUUAAGACCCUCGCAUCAAAUCCCUACAUCUUAGGCCCUCCCGAGCUGAGAGCAAGAAGGGGAGUACCCCAGAGGCGCCGGCCACACAAGCGGAGAGAGGCAAGAUGAACACCCAAGCGACCCAAUCUAACUCCCCGCACCACCCCGAAAGGGCCGACCCUGGACCAUGAAGGUUCCCAGGCUCGUGGCCUACGAGCGCCAGCUCUCCCACAGCUAUGGGGAAGGAGAGGAUUCCUGCAGCUGAGACACCGCGGCUCUGCACUAAUGGGACGGAAGUGGUUGCCGGACCUGCAGCGACAAGACUCUCAUCCUGGUACAAGCUCAAGGGAAAAACUCACUCCUCAUCACUGCGGCCUUAAGUGA